Macrosiphum euphorbiae (potato aphid) is the source of this 1398-nucleotide messenger RNA. The record is from the annotation of a GenBank genome assembly. NCBI's taxonomy places the organism in Eukaryota, Metazoa, Arthropoda, Insecta, Hemiptera, Aphididae.
AUGGAAAAUAAAGUUAAUUUUAUAACUUCUGAAAAAGGCAAACCACUAGUUUUACUAAAUUUACAUAAAUAUCGGUUUAUUAGGGAAAGAAAAGACGGAAUUAAAAAAUGGCUGUGUACAAAAAAAUCAUGUUAUGCUAGCAUUUUGACAAAUGGAGAGUAUGUCCAUGAAACAAUUAAUGAACACCACCACCCUGAAAAUUCACAACAGAGCAUUGAACGACAAGUACUACGAGAAGCUUGUAAAAGAAAAUCAAAUAAUACUAUUUGUGUCAGACCCAUAAAAAUAAUUAGAAACGAACUUAUGGGGAGCAAUGGCAAUCACUCUGAAAUCGAGCACAGAGAUGUACGGUCGAUUCGAAAAGCAAUGUACGAUAAACGUCGAAAAAAUUAUCCCGCUUUUCCAAAAUCACUAACGGAGUCAAUUGAACAACUUAAAGCAAUGGAAGAUGACGAUAUAAUACAAUUUCAAGGUAAACAAUUUGUUUUUAUUCCCGACAAUAAACUGUUUGUUUGUGUUACUACAGAACAAAAUCUUACUUUUAUGACAAGUACAAGUGAAUUUUUCGCUGAUGGUACUUUCAACUAUGCACCAAAAUUUUUUGCCCAACUUUAUACAAUCAAUUGUUUUAAAAAUGGGUUUUAUGUGCCAGUGGCAUACUUUUUAUUACCAAAUAAAUCAAAGCAAAUUUACGCAGACAUGUGGUUGUUUUUACAAGAACUAUGCGAACAAAUUAUUUUUAAAAAAUUGUUGGUUCUUAAACUACAUUUGGAUUUUGAAAUCGGUGCCCAUGAAGCGGCAAAAGAAGUUUUCCCCAACAUCGAAAUAGAUGCAUGUCGUUUUCACUUAGGACAGUCUUGGUGGCGCAAGAUUAAUUCUGAAAAAGAACUUCGCUUGGCCUACACUAAAAACUCCGAUUUGGGAAAAUGGUUAAAACUUUUUUUUGGAUUACCAUUUUUACCUUUUCAAGAUAUCCAAAAUGCGUUUGGUGAACUCAUAUCAAUUUGUCCCGAUUUAAAUAUUGGAUGUUUGUUUUCUGACUAUAUUUUAAAUACAUACGUGGAGAAUGGUUGUUUAUUUCCACCGGAAAUUUGGGCACAAGAGCCAUCCGAAAAUCCCCGUACGACAAACGGAUCUGAAAGUUUUCAUCGAACUUACAACGCUCAAUUUCAUAGCUCCCAUCCUUCCGUCCAUGUAGUUAUUUCAAUUCUAAAAGAAACGCAAGAGGAAACAUGUACCAAAAUUCAAUCAGUAUUUAAAGGUCGGAUUAAAAAAAUGGAAAAUUCUGAUUUAAAUCGUAUAAAAGAAGCCAUGAAAGAAUAUAACAAGUACAAAAUUCAUAAAAAUAUUAUAACAUAUUUGUCAAAAAUUUGUUAUAUAAGUGGUACCAAGGUAUAA